GCUUAACAAACAUUUCAUAUUUGUAUUUCCCAAUUAUUAUUUAUUUAUUGUGUUGUAUCACGAUAGAAAAGGCAAUUUGGACUUUUUACAUUGAUGUGAUGCAAAAUCAGGCUGAUAUUGAAGGACUUAUUGGACGGUUAACCCAAAGGGAAGAAAGUAGUUUUAAAGCUGGAUGCAAGAAAUGUGGCUACAGUGGACAUUUGACAUUUCAAUGUCGCAAUAUUUUGAAGAUUGAUUCGGAGCAUGAUGUUGUGGUUGAUGUUAGCAGUACUUCAAGUGAAGAAAGUGACAGUGAAAGCUUGUCUUCUCCAUCCAAAAGAAGAAGGGAUAAAUAUUUUAAACAGACUAACAAAAGCGACACCCAUAUAGUAGUUCCAGUGACUCUGAUAGGUUUAUUAAAGGCUAGAUCUCGCUCUCUGAAGCAAGCCUUGCAAGACCGAAAUAUGCCACGUCAACAGAAAUCCUCAGUAACACCCGAGCGAAAAAGAAGACGAAAAAGUUCCUCUAGCGAUGCAUCAUCUUCUGAUUCAGAUGAAAAAGAAAGGAAAAAACGGAAG
Molecule: messenger RNA, 557 nt
Organism: Xenia sp. Carnegie-2017
Lineage: Eukaryota; Metazoa; Cnidaria; Anthozoa; Malacalcyonacea; Xeniidae
Product: protein SREK1IP1-like
Exons: 7
Molecular function (GO): zinc ion binding; nucleic acid binding
Source: RefSeq, a predicted model, not a curated record